This is a messenger RNA of Aedes albopictus (Asian tiger mosquito), 2191 nucleotides long. Its product is annotated as serine protease 7-like. Lineage: Eukaryota; Metazoa; Arthropoda; Insecta; Diptera; Culicidae. Bases 107 to 427 code for a protein of 106 amino acids. Gene Ontology annotation, biological process: proteolysis. Gene Ontology annotation, molecular function: serine-type endopeptidase activity. The record is from RefSeq and is a predicted model, not a curated record. The transcript is spliced from 3 exons.
UUGAUUGAAAAGUUACUUAACACGUACUUUUGAAACCAUUAAAAGAUUGCUCAAUAUCGCUCUACUAGCAGUAACGGUUUGCCAUUCAUUGCCUAUUCAUUGCACGAUGGCGGGAAUUUUCGACAGUAUUUCUGUUCUGGUGUUGCUUCUACUAUUACGGAAAAUUCAAGCCGCUCCUGAGACCCAAUUAAUUCUCUUGCCAUCAGAUUGUGGAACAGGUAUCGUCGUCGACGAUGAUAAGGUGUACACAGGAAACGAGGCGCAUGUGGCCAGCUACCCGUGGAUGGCUAUCUUGCGCUACUACAGUCAUGACCCGAUGGUUGGGGGUUUAUUAGUUGGACGUUUCGAGGACAGCUGUGUUGGUUCACUGAUCAACAGCCGUUAUGUACUGACGGCUGCCCAAUGCGUGAAAUAUUACGAACCGUGAGCAAAUUUUCAACGUAGUCUCCCUUACCUAUUGUAACAUAUUUUUACUUUAAAAAUUUCAGCUCCAAAAUUAUACUGGGUGAAUAUGAUAAGGCACACAACCCUGACUGUCAAAGCUCCGAGAUUGACGUAGAACCCGAGCGAUACUGUGUCGGUCCAAUCGAAGAAUUCGGCAUUGAGUCGACUAUAGUUCACCCAGAAUAUAGUAGACGAAAAUGUCAGCAUGAUAUUGGAUUGGUUCGGCUAGAUCGAGAGGUCAUGAUGAAAGGUAAUUUAAAAAUUGAGGGUUUACAUAUUUUCCACUUAACUACGCCCUAUUCUUCGCAGAGCAUAUCCAGCCGAUUUGUCUGCCCGUUACUUCUGAACUUCGUAACGACUAUGCUGAAAGUUAUGUCGUAACCACUUGGAAGAUACCCUUUGCCGUUGAUAAAGCGGAUUCAGUUUGGAGUAAAGCGACCGUUCGUCUCAUCAACAGCACUGAUUGCAAACAGAGGCUUGGCAAAGUUAGACGAUUGGAGUUGUUGAGCAAUCUUUACAUAUGUUCUACUGGCUCGAAUCAAAUUUGCGGAGGAAGCGCUGGCGCACCUUUGGGAAACAUUGUCUCACAUAAUGGGGAACGCUUCGUCCAAUAUGGAAUUAAUUCGUUUGGAAUAACAACAUGUGGAUUACUGAAAUACCUGAAGUGUUUACGAAGGUGAUAAGCUAUGUGGAUUGGAUUUUAGAUAAUAUUUCACCGUAGGUUUGUGAAAAUUGUGUAACAAUGGCACAAUCGAUUUUCCAAAUGGUCAAUUUCUGCAAUUCCUUUGUAAAAUCUUUCGAAAAUAUCUUGAGAGGGUUGUUGCGACUCUGUGCGCUUUAGCUUAACUGCGAGCAAGCGGGAGCUGUGGGAAUGCACACGCACUUUGCACUUUGACGUUGCGCGAAGAGUGACGACGACGCGGGUGGCUAUGAUUUGCCAUGCCUACUGCGAGCACAAGAUGUGCCGUGCGUCGUUACCAACUGGUACAUAUAUUAGUAUGAAUCCACUAUCACACAGACUCUAUUAGAAACUUGUUUGGCACGGUGGUGGUCGUUUCUUUCGCUCCCGCACGGACUAUGCGGAGCUUCUUCCUUCUUCUUCUUUCUUCUUCUGCUUCACUUUUGGGCACUUUUGGACUGUAAAACAGUCGUCCUUGGCGUUUAGCUAGAGGGAAGAGCGGGCUCCUUUGUCGGAUCCCCCCUAGCGACGGUGGCGAUAAUACGCCGGGCAAGUCACUCGCCGUGACUAGCCCUGGUAGUCUCAUCAGAAUACUACCACAGGUGGUGAGCCCCUUUACACCUACCUGUCUUCGUCUUCCUUGACUGUUAGCUACACGGGCGAGACAAGGCUCAAUUGACUGAGCCCGUGUAGCGAAGACGGUGGGUGCUUGUCGACACUUGGCUAAACCGCCGGGAAGCGAAACACUCCUUUAUAAUUAGCUUCCCGUGAUGGCGGCGGUCGUCACCCUUGUAGCACUAUCACCAUAGACUAAUUUCAAGACCUCGAUGUACCAAAGAAAACGAUCAAAUUUUCGGUGACCAGUCCGGUACCCAGUAAAUAUUCAUAACUGUGUAUUUUUUCCGUGUAAAUUGCCUUUUGUGUAAAUUUUAUUUAGCGUGUUACACUGAUCUGACAGCUCUGACAGUAAGGGACUAAACAUAAAUUACGUAAAGUGAGUACCGAGGAUUGUUCACAAUCUGCGAACUUGACUGCGGAAAAAAUUGCGACCAUGACGCCGCUGCUAUC